AUGCGGGGAGGCGCUAUCGGAAGUUUAUACUUCCUUGCCUUCCUGUUGUUCCACUUCACUUUUGGCCAAAAUGCAUCAGACACCUCUCAAUCUCCUCUAUUUGAUACGAAUAGAGAAGAAAUUGAUGAUAAGACAGGUGAUGACGAGGUCACAACAAGUAGUGCUGAAAUAAAAUUGCCACAAUUAGAAGAUAAAGAAAGCGAUAUUGAUUAUGUAACGCAAGAUGUUUUAGAAGCGCGACGUGGAAAUACCGUGGAAGCGGAAACGGAACAAGGUGAAUUGAGUUCAAUUGAACCUACACCAGCUCACGAAGAGCAAGUCUCAAGUGAUAAACAACUGAAAUCAGGUGGUGAUGAUGAAAGUGAAGGCGAAGAGUCUCGAUUUAGUUCGGCACAUGCAAGUGCAAGUUCUUCAAAUGGCUUCUCUCAAGCCAAUACAUUUUCUGACGGAAGUUUUGGUGUUAUGCCUCCUUAUGGAUUUCUUUCACCCGAUUUGCUCCCCAGUUCUACUCAAGCUUUUGGUAAUGCACAAGCUACAGCAUCUAGUGGAAACCCUUUCUUCGAAUCGUUCUCGUACUCAGCUCCGUCAAGUCCUUAUCUGGGACUAGGAACUUAUUCCUCGGCGGAUGCCAUUGCGCAAACUCAAGGAGAUUAUAACAGAUGGAAUCCUUUUAUGCCAAGUGGUUACUUCCCUGACGUAAGUUAUACCUCGGCUGCAGCCCAAGCUGACGCCGGAGGAUGGAAUUCACAUGAUUCAAGUUUCUUUAAUCCAGAUUCAAGUUAUACUACAGCUGUAGCACAAGCCGAUUUGCGAUCUGGAUGGGAUCCAUAUGGUCCAGGAAUUUACCCAAGUAAUGGUUUAUCUGCAGCAGAAGCUCAAGCAACUUCCGUUGGAUUUUACAGUCCAGGUCAAGAUGAAAUUGUGUGCCGGCGGCCUGGGGAUUUGUACAGUAUAUUGACAUUGGACAGCCAGUGUCUGAUUUGUACAUGCAGCGAAGUUCUAGGACAAUUACUGCCUGUGUGCGUUGGCUGUGACUCAUGUUUCGCUACACCAAUACCGGUACCGGAACCGGAACCUUUGCCGGUUCCAAUACCGCUACCUCCACUGCCUCCACCCGAGCCACAACAUUCAUGUUCACCGCUACCAGACGACACGCCCUUCCAGAAUCCAUUGAACCCUUGCCAAAUAUGUAUUUGCCAGCAUGUAUUCAAUGCGAUCGGACAGCCCGAUAUACAAAUCAACUGCGAGGAGAACCCAGACUGCGAUAUACUGAUUAAUCAGACUCGCAAAUCAAUGAAUUUCAUCAGUUCAGAUAAAACCCUCUCUGUUACAGGAACGCCGUUCGAUAUCAGUCCGAUACCACCCAUACCUGUGCCGCCGCAACCCGUUCCUAUGCCCCUCUGUGAGAAGUUCCCACCCGACAUAUUCUUCCCUCAUCCGACAGAAAGUUGCACAAUUUGUCAGUGUAUCGUUGAGGUAUUGCCCUUUGGCAUACCGGAACAGCGAAUACUAUGCAUGCCGAAUCCUGACUGCGAAGAACCCUGGUCGAUUCCAGAACCAUGGCCUAUUCCGGAACCACUUGAACCGUGGCCUAUUGUUGAGCCUAUGCCACCUAGUCCAGAGCCAUGGCCAAUACCAGAAUUCGUACCACCUGUCCCAGAGCCAUUGCCUACACCCGAGUUCAUACCUCCUGAGCCAGAACUAUUGCCCAUACCCGAAUUUAUUCCAGCAGAACCGGAACCAUGGCCGAUACCAGAAUUCGUACCAAUUAUCCCAGAACCACUACCUCUACCAGAGAUCAUACCCCAAGAGCCAGAACAAUGGCCAGUACCCGAAUUCAUUCCAGCAGAACCGGAACCGUGGCCAAUACCCGGAUAUCUUCCAUCAGAACCUGAACCAUGGCUUAUUCCGGAACCUUUACCUCCAGUGCCAGAACCUUGGCCGACGCCCGAUCUGUUACCACCUGCCCCCGAGCCUUGGCCAAUUCCUGAGUUUAUACCUUCUGAGCUUGAGCCUUUGCCUAUUUCUCAAGAUUCACCGUUGGUACCAUGGCCAUCACCCGAAUUUGUUCCAUCUCAGCCCGAGCCAUGGCCUGUACCAGAAUACAUCCCUCUUCAGCCCGAGCCAUGGCCUAGCCCUGAACUACCACCUACUCCAGAAAUAUGGCCUCUUCCUGAACCGAUACCUGUUGCACCAGAACCUUGGCCUAUUAUAGAAACACCAGAACUAUGGCCCGUGCCACUUCCAGAAUCGGAUCUAUUGCCACAACCCAUAAUUCCCGAACCACAUGAAUCUUGCCGACCAUAUCCUCCGAACAUACCAUUCCAACAUCCUUGGGAUGAAUGCAGAAUUUGUGUCUGCAGUGAGUUCCACGCCAGAGGCAUCACCAAUAUCGAAGUUAAUUGUAAUACGAAACCAUCGUGCUGCGUUGAACUACCAUUCCCAGAGCCGAAUCCGCAACCAUUACCCCUUCCCUCGCCCAUUCUGCAACCACAUCAGUCCUGCCAAUAUCAAGAAAUGGGAUCCGAAUUCAUAGCCUUGGAGGACGUCUGCAAAGUGUGCACCUGUCAACUAUACGGAAACUUCGUAGCGCCAGUCUGUAGACGCUCCAGCAGACCCGAAUAUCUAUCGUACCUAGCAAGCGGAUCAUUCAGUUCUGCAGACGCAAUUGCAAGUGCACAAGCAAAUUCGUAUGGUUUGACAGAAUCACUAGCUCAGGCACAAGCUCAAGCUGCGUCCGAUUCCCUUUACAACCCUGCAUCAGCUGAAGCCAUAGCUCUAACGCAAGCUCUCUCAAGCGUUGGAUCUAGUUCCGCAUUCGCUGAGAGCUUCUCUAAUACCGGCAAUGAGUAUCCAUUUGGAGUAGUUUUCCCGGGAUCGAUUGAGGCAACUGCAUCGGCCCAGUCUAACGCUUUAAUCAACAUUCCACCGGAUACUAACGCUUAUCCAUUCUAUGAAACUAACAGCUACGGCGCAGCUGGAAGUCAAGUCACAGGAGAUUUAGCUUAUUCCCAGGCAUUAGCUAGUGCUACACAGAGUCCUCUAGGUGUCCUUGGAAGCCAAUCCUAUGCCACGGCAGACUCGUUUGGAAACGGCCAAAUGUAUACGGGUUUAUAUGAAGGCUAUCCUUUCUAUGGUGGGAUGCCUGGUAUAGGUCAAAUUCAACCUAGCCCAGGUGCUCCCCAACUGUAUCCGGGUCUCUUCCAAUAUCCUUACGGUCAGAUGCCAGAGCUGUUACCUCCGGGAAUUGGCGGAUGGGAUAGGUCAAUUUUGGGACAAACUGGGGGAUCCGGUGUGCAGAGUUUGCGGGAGAUUUCGGCGAUGUCCGGCCGACCAUUAAUACGCUCCGGACCUGGCCUUUGCAAGUAUAGCGGCGACAAGUACCAUCAUAACUGCCAAGCGUGUUUCUGCUUCCAAGACGCAAGUGUAACAAUAUGCCAGCUAACCCUGACCCCUCUGGGGCUGGAGCAUCCCGAUGUUAUAGAUGUAGCGGGGUUCGGUGAUGCGGAGCACAGAGGGGACAGAUGGUACGAGUACGUCGAGGAUUCUUCGGGACAGAGCGGAAGCGAUUUGAAAACUAGUGCGUCUGGUGUUAAGAGCAGCUCUAUAUCGUCCGGCUCGGGCAGCGUGUCUUCGAGUUUGUCGUCCGAAGCGUCGUCUAUUGAAACUAAGGAGGUCCGACUCGCAACGAAAACCUACCGGCAAUGCACCCCUUGUCCGCACGAUAUGAUGAAGAAAUACGUAAACUUCGGCAUUAAGUGGAUAUGCGCAUCGUACCAACGCGCGCGCAGAUCAUUCAAGAGCGAGUGCAUGAUGCGGUACAGGAAUUGUCAGGAUGGGACAAUGGAUUUAUCAUCAGCCUUGAUAGAAAAUGCUACAGUUAUGGAUAUUAACAACAACAUAAACGGAGACACCCGAAGAAGAAAGAACAAGUUGAAAGAAAUAUCUACAUCUUCGUCAGAGGGCGACAUAAAAUCUGGUAAAUCAAGCAAGGAUGAGAGAUUUGAGUCACUGGACAUCUCUGCUUCUUCAACGUCGUCUUCGGAGAAAAGACAUCACCCAAAGUCUUCAAAGGAGAGAAGGGGAUGGAGAAAAUGGCAUCGCAAAUGUACUCCGUGUCCCGACGAUAUGGUAAAGAAGUGGAAAGACCCGACAAUAGAGUGGAUUUGUGGCGGGUACCAACGCGCGAGGAGAUCAUUCAAGAGCCUCUGCAUGAUGCAUUACAGGAACUGCCAGGACGGCACUAUGUUUGUCAAGAUACACGACAAUCGCUGCCCAAACAGUACAAGCUUAGAUCAGCCUUACGGCGUUCACUUCUUCUACGACUACGACGUCAAGUCUAGAUCGAGCAAAACCUCCGAUUCGACCAUCGAAAGCGAUUCCAGUUCUGAUAUCUAUGAUCUAUGA
Leptosia nina is the source of this 4407-nucleotide messenger RNA. Lineage: Eukaryota; Metazoa; Arthropoda; Insecta; Lepidoptera; Pieridae. The record is from the annotation of a GenBank genome assembly.